AUGCCCAGCCGACUUCGCGAAGAAGGUCCUUCCGAAACGCCUGACCUUAACCUUCACGAGCUGCCCCAGGAGGACGAGGAGCGUCUGGGGAAGCUGUUCACGCAAUUGGACAAGAACGGGAACGGUAGGAUCGACAUACAUGAUUUAUCGCACGCGCUCAAAGAGCACGGGGUGCACCAUGGAUACGCUGAGAAGUUUCUUAAAAGCAGCAAAAGCAAGAGCGGUGAACUCUCAUUGGCAGAUUUCAUUUAUUAUGUCAGAGAGCACGAAAAAAAUUUGAGGCUGCACUUUUCCCACCUCGACAAAAAUAAGGACGGCAAAAUUGACUUAGCUGAGCUCAUCAAGGCAUUCAGUGAUCUUGGCAUACCUUUGGAGAGAGGCGAAGCCAAAAAUUUGUUGCAAAGUCCAAUAGAUGAUACCUGGAACGUCCAAUAUGAGAUCAUACUUAGAAUGGAUCAAGAUGGCAGUUUGAAUAUCAGUUACGAUGAAUGGAGGGACUUCCUUCUUUUGGCUCCGAGCAGCAACAUUCGAGAACUCAUCGGCUAUUGGAGACAUUCGACUUACUUGGACAUCGGGGAGGACAUGAACGUCCCCGAUGACUUCACGCAGAACGAAAUGCAAACCGGGAUGUGGUGGAGGCAUUUGGCCGCGGGCGGCGUCGCCGGCGCCGUAUCCAGGACCUGUACGGCUCCUUUAGAUCGAUUGAAAGUAUUUUUACAAGUUCAUCCGCAGAAGCAGAAAAUCAACGAUUGCCUUCAAAACAUGCUGCGCGAGGGAGGGAUGAAGGGACUGUGGCGCGGCAACGGCAUCAACGUGCUGAAGAUCGCGCCGGAAUCGGCGAUAAAAUUCGCGGCGUACGAGCAGAUAAAAAGACUGAUCAAGGGCGAUUCGAAGGAAGCCUUGAGCAUUUACGAAAGAUUUUGCGCGGGCGCGUUGGCGGGCGGCAUUAGCCAGAGCUCGAUUUAUCCAUUAGAAGUACUCAAAACUCGGUUAGCUUUAAGGAAGACCGGCCAGUACAAGAGCAUAGCCGAUGCCGCUUACAAAAUUUACGUUACCGAAGGUCUGAUGAGUUUUUACAGAGGCUACAUUCCAAAUAUAUUAGGUAUUAUUCCAUACGCGGGUAUUGAUCUAGCUGUGUACGAAACGUUGAAGAAGAAGUAUUUUAUGACGCAUUCGAGCAACGAACAGCCCAGUUUUUGGACGUUGCUGGCCUGCGGCAGCGCCAGCAGCACCUUGGGUCAAAUGUGCUCCUAUCCCUUGGCCCUAAUCAGGACGAGGUUACAAGCCCAAGUGGUCCAUUCGACGGAGGACUCGUCGUCGGCGACGAUGACCGGCGUGUUUCGCACGAUAAUGGCGCGAGAGGGCGUGCUGGGCCUGUACAGGGGCAUCACGCCGAAUUUCAUCAAGGUGAUGCCGGCGGUGAGCAUCAGCUACGUGGUGUACGAGUACUCGAGUCGCCUGCUGGGCGUUAACAUGACGUGA
Messenger RNA from Phyllotreta striolata, 1482 nucleotides. The record is from the annotation of a GenBank genome assembly. Lineage: Eukaryota; Metazoa; Arthropoda; Insecta; Coleoptera; Chrysomelidae.